CAUUAGAAACCAUAUGGAAAAGCUCCUCCUACAAAAAAAAAAACAGAAGAAAGAUUUUUUUUCGAUUUGCAAAACUAAAAUGGAGAUUGAAAAAAUAUCAGAAAGCUGUAUUAAACCUUCUUCACCGACACCUCCUCAUCUCAAAACCUACAAGAUUUCUUUAUUAGAUCAAUUUCUAGCCUACAACGCCGACAUUCCAUUGAUCCUCUUCUACCUCAACGACCAUCCCCAUCUUGCCGAUCAUGAUUUCAUCUCCGAAAGAUCAGAACUGCUUAAGCAAUCAUUAUCCAUCGCCUUAGCACAUUAUUACCCGCUCGCAGGCCGAAUCAAAGACCAUCUUUCGGUUGAUUGUAACGAUGAAGGUGCAUACUACGUCAAGGCGCGAGCCAGUAUUGCUCUUUCUGAAUAUCUUACAGAACCGGAUCAUCUCACGUCCAUGUAUAAGUUAUUGCCAAGGCAGCCGAGUUCCUACGAAUCAUCAGCCCCCGGGGCGUAUCCCGUAAUGAUUCAGGAAACUGCCUUUGCGUGUGGCAGCGUCGCUAUUGGCGUAUUUGCUUCUCAUAUGGUUAUGGAUGCAGGUUCAAUGAUUUCUUUUAUAAAAACUUGGGCUGCCAUCACUAGUAGUAAUACUGGUGUUAGUAGAGAAAUUGAAUCUCCAAUUUUUGAUGGUCAAUCUGUAUUUCCACCGUAUGUUGGGUUCCCGAAAGAAGCAACUAUGGUAGCAUUCGAUGAAUUCUUGAUCCAGACAGGGAAUCUUGGUACGAGGAGAGUUGUGUUCAGCGAGUCAGGUAUUGCUAAACUUAAAGCAGAAGCUGCUAAUUCAACUGUCGAGAAGCCGACACGGAUCGAGGCGGUUUCUUCUUUUCUUUUCGAGUGCAUCUCGUAUACCCUCAAUGCAAGACGAGAUAUGCACGACAAGUCACUUGCAUUCACGUAUAUUACAACCUUACGCCAUAAAACUAUACCACCGCUGCCCAAAAAUUUAUUCGGAAACUUCAUAGUGAUGGCGCCUGGUCUAUGUUCCCCUGAUGAAAUGAAACUGACAAGCUUAGCCUGCAAAGUAAGGGAAGCAAUACAGAAAAUUGAUGUUGAAUUUGUGAAGAAAGUGCAGAGUGAUGGAGGAUUUUCGAUGCUUAACGAGAAGAUGAAAGAGGCGACCAAAACAGUUAAUUCGGAUGGAGUAAAUUUUGUUAUGAUCAGUAGUCUGUGCAAUUUGGGAAUUUAUGAUAUUGAUUUUGGAUGGGGAAAGCCUUUGUGGGUGACUUGCAUUGAUUUACCACCUAAUUCCACAAUUUACGUCAAUUCGAUUGUUCUUCUGGAUUCGGGCAAAGGGAGAGGAAUUGAAGCUUGGGUUUUUCUGGAUGAACAAGACUUAGUUUUGUUUGAAAAAUAUGAGAAGCUUCUUCAACAUGCUCUUAUUAAUCCAUGUCCUAUCUCAAACCAUCUUCAGGCACCUUCAAGUGCAAUGUAAACGCAGCAGUCAGCUUCGAUAAGCUGGCUUUCGCUCUUUAAGUUUCGUUGUAAGAGAUUAUAAGCAGUGUGUUCUGCCUGUCAAGAAGUCUUUGAACCUCGCUUUGUUGAAGUAUGGGUGUUCGUGAGGCAUUAAACUGAUUAAAAACCCAUCUUUCAUUUGUUUGUAUUGAAUCUGAUUGCCCGAAUUUUAUAUAUCCAUGCUUUGAAUAAUAAAAAUGAUUUUUGUCCUAUUUAAA
Molecule: messenger RNA, 1709 nt
Organism: Mercurialis annua (annual mercury)
Lineage: Eukaryota; Viridiplantae; Streptophyta; Magnoliopsida; Malpighiales; Euphorbiaceae
Product: stemmadenine O-acetyltransferase-like
Exons: 2
Coding region: 14-1471 (485 amino acids)
Source: RefSeq, a predicted model, not a curated record